Aspergillus luchuensis is the source of this 1104-nucleotide messenger RNA. RefSeq lists its product as uncharacterized. Lineage: Eukaryota; Fungi; Ascomycota; Eurotiomycetes; Eurotiales; Aspergillaceae. The coding region runs from base 1 to 1104 and encodes 367 amino acids. The record is from RefSeq and is a predicted model, not a curated record. The transcript is spliced from 2 exons.
AUGAACGGGAUAGAAGCCCUGGCAGCAUCCCGGCAAGAAAGGGAAGGAGAAACCCAGAGACGACGGUCAAUCCUGACUUUGUGGAAAGGAAAGCAUCACAAGAAAGUUGCUCGUCAUGAAGACCACCAAGACGGAUCCCAAAGUGACAUUUCCAAGGGAAAACAGCCGCAAAGGGAAGUGCCUGAACAGCAAGUGCCAGAAACCCCGCGCGGCGGCGUGCAUGUCCCCACCGCUAUCCCAACGCUAGGAACAACGCGCGCUGGCUCACAUCAGAAUCCCACACUAGGAUUGGUCGAAGAUGCCAUCAUCCAGGUCAACCAUCUCCAAGACAAAACAGUCAAGUCAUGGCAGACUAUCGACUCCGUGCUGAAGGCGAAGACUGCCGGUAUGCCCAUGAUCAAAUCACAAGUAUACGCUCUCGAGUGCAGAGACAUGGCCGAGACAUUAUAUGAGUAUAUGAGCAAGGCCCUCAAGGAGAUGAUAUCGACACGAGGUCAGAUACACGAAGCUUUCGAGCGUGAUCCUGGCCUUCGGAAUCACCACCAAAUCCGGUGGAUAUCGGCCGUGCAGGCCGAAACAAAGGCUCAAGACAUAAUGCGCCUAUACAAGGCCCUUGCAGCGGACAUCAAUCAAACCCUGGGUGCAUAUCACAUGGCCCGCUCGACAGCCAUGAUGAACAGAGAGACCUUUACACACACAAAGUUGAGGCAGAUCGAGAGCGCCGCUAGAGAACGCCGUCCAAGCCGAGUGCCCCAAACCCAGUCUCCGGAAAGCCAGUACAUCGCCCGAACUGCAGUGCCACUCACAGGACCAGCAACUCCUGGGUAUGCGGGACAUCCCAACCCCAUAGCUAUGGAGGUCCAGGAGGGCGGAGAGCAAUCCCCUGAUAUCCCACUCGUUAUGGAAAUGCCGCAUUUUCCGCUGAACCUUCCUCCGAAGAAGACAGGACCAAAGAUAUCAGACAACAUCCCCACCAGUUCACCUAGUAUCAAUCGUACUAUUUGCAGCGGGCAGCAGACGGAAGAGAACACGAAGCAAGGACGGCCAGGUGCAUUGGCCACGAAGAAGAUGCAUAUUUUCAGAACGCUCUUGCGAGCCGGCUGA